AUGGAAUUUAGAAUCAGAACUAGCUCUCGUAAGAUAGCUUACUUCACUAGAACUAUGAGUAGGUCGCUUCGGGUCAUUGUUGUUGGAGCUUUCACUAGUAUGAAUUCAUCGUCGUUUUUGCCUUCAGCUUUCACUAGUGUGUUUCGGUGUUGUCGUUUCUGGAAGCUUUCACCAGUGCGAUUUCAUUGUCGUCUUUGGAAGCUUUCACUGGCUUACUUCACUGAAACAAUGGGUAGGUUGCUUCGAGUCAUCGUUGUUGGAGCUUUCACAAGUAUGAAUUCAUUGUCGUCUUUGAAAGCUUUUAUUGGCGUCGUUUUUGGAGCUUUCAAUGUUGUCGUUUUGGAAGCUUUUACUACUUUCACUGGUGUGAUUUCGUCACUUCGUCGUCGUCAUCGUUUUUGGAGCCUUCAAUAUCGUUCUUUGAAGCUUUGUGUUGGUGUUAGUUUGUCGAGUGCG
Molecule: messenger RNA, 456 nt
Organism: Dentiscutata erythropus
Lineage: Eukaryota; Fungi; Glomeromycota; Glomeromycetes; Diversisporales; Gigasporaceae
Source: the annotation of a GenBank genome assembly